UACCCUUCUUGUGGAAAUUAAGACCAAAGGUAUAGUUGUCAUAGAAUAAUCAAAUUCGUGAUAUGAUAAGAACAUUUUACAUUCUUGUACUUUUGUGCAAAGAAGUCCUGCAAGAGUCAAAAUUCUGCAGUUCGUCAAAGUCCCUUUUGAAUUUUGCUAUCACCAUUUUUCAUUCCCUGGAAAGAUCCUCAUGGGUUUACAAGGAGAUGAAGAAACUGGACAAGGGUUCCCUGAAUCACCUCCCAAACCAUCCAUUUUCCGGCACAAUUCCCCCCUUGUUCAGGUUGCCCUCAUUGGAUUGGUGUGUUUCUGCUGCCCUGGCAUGUUCAGCGCUCUUUCAGGGAUUGGUGGAGGCGGUCAGGUGGAUCCCACUGCAGCCAACAAUGCCAAUACUGCCCUUUACACAACCUUUGCAGUCUUUGGAAUCUUGGGUGGAGGUAUCUACAACAUUUUGGGUCCUCAUCUUACUCUGUUUUCUGGCUGUUCUACUUAUGUUUUGUACGCAGGAUCCUUCCUUUAUUACAAUCAUUACCACCACCAGGCCUUUCCCAUAGUUGCUGGUGCCUUACUCGGAAUUGGCGCUGGCCUUCUGUGGGCGGCACAGGGCGCCAUUAUGACCUCUUACCCACCCCAUGAACGCAAGGGCGCUUACAUUUCUAUCUUUUGGAGCAUUUUCAGCAUGGGGGGUGUCAUAGGUGGUCUAAUUCCUUUUACACUGAAUUUCCAUAGGACUGAUGCUGUUUCAGUUAAUGAUGCUACCUACAUCGCUUUCAUGGUUUUCAUGUCCAUCGGAACAGUUUUAUCUCUGGCAAUAUCACAUCCUAGCCGUGUCCACCGUGAUGAUGGCUCAAGGUGUACUAAUAUAGAGUACUCCAGUGUGUCAGUUGAAGCCAUUGAGAUUUUGAAAUUGUUCCUCAACUGGAAAAUGUUACUCUUAGUGCCUGCCUAUUGGGCUAGUAACUUUUUCUACAGUUACCAGUUCAAUAACGUCAGUGGGGUUCUGUUUAAUUUGAGGACUAGGGGACUAUGCAAUGUAUUUUACUGGGCUGCACAGAUGGUUGGCUCCAUUUUUAUUGGGUACAUAAUGGAUUUCAGUUUUAAGAGUAGGAGGACUCGGGGGUUAGUUGGCAUUGGAGUCGUGGCUGUGCUCGGGACAGCUAUUUGGGGUGCGGGGGUUGCAAAUCAACUCAAUUACUCUCGUCAUGAUUUGCCGACGCACAAGCUGGAUUUCAAGGAUUAUACUGAUUUUGCAGGGCCAUUUGUGUUGUAUUUUAGUUACGGAUUGUUCGAUGCCAUGUUCCAGAGCAUGGUCUACUGGAUCAUUGGAGCGUUGGCUGAUGAUUCCGAGAUCCUUAGCAGAUACAAUGGAUUCUACAAGGGAGUACAGAGUGCAGGGGCAGCGGUGGCUUGGCAAAUUGAUACACAAAAAGUGCCACUUCUGAAUGAAAUUGUAGUGAAUUGGGCACUCCUUACAGUAAGUUAUCCUUUGUUGGUCGUGGUGGUCAUGCGAGCUGUCAAAGAUGAUGAAGUUGAAGGAAAAUCCAAGGGUACAGCAAUCCCUGGAAUCCAUUGAUGGUUUUACGGUGCAUUUAUCUGUUAUUUUUAAAGACUUCAGAAUUUGAAAUUUCAAAUUCUCAACGUUGAAUGAUGUAGUCUUCAGUUCGUAAUAUCAAGUUAUGCUCACUUAUCCUUGGGUGCUAUGUCCUUGACAUGUACUGUGCACUACUAAUUUACGUACGAGGAAAGAACUCUGAUUUUCUAGAACUCUUCCUAGAAAUGGCAAUUGAAGUGACAUUAAAGAUGAUGAAUCACUCUUCUUUGUAUCUUGUUAUCAACUUUAAAUGCUCCGUUAAAUUGA
Olea europaea var. sylvestris is the source of this 1858-nucleotide messenger RNA. Its product is annotated as UNC93-like protein 1. The transcript has 2 exons. Bases 191 to 1573 code for a protein of 460 amino acids. The record is from RefSeq and is a predicted model, not a curated record. Lineage: Eukaryota; Viridiplantae; Streptophyta; Magnoliopsida; Lamiales; Oleaceae.